Laccaria bicolor S238N-H82 is the source of this 939-nucleotide messenger RNA. RefSeq lists its product as uncharacterized. Bases 1 to 939 code for a protein of 312 amino acids. The record is from RefSeq and is a predicted model, not a curated record. The transcript has 2 exons. Lineage: Eukaryota; Fungi; Basidiomycota; Agaricomycetes; Agaricales; Hydnangiaceae.
AUGGCUGGCCUUUCCCCCAUCCGUGGCCUUCGCGCAAAUACAUCCGAUGUCACUGACUGUUUUCGGGUGGGAUAUCACCGCUCAACCCAGCCUCGGCCUGUCCCCGGAAAUGACUUGCCAUCGACAGCAAGCAGCACGACGUUGGAGGUUCCUGAGCAGAUGAAGAAGAGAACGAAAAUUCCGUUUCUUGGACAUACCAGGAAGAAAUCAAACCAGUCUGGCGCUUUAAGCCCUUACGCCUCAACGGGCGCGUGCGGUUCUACGGACGUUACAGAGCUACCAAGUAGUGGAGGGCCAAUUAUCAAUCGAUGCCAUUCUAAGGCUUUGCCCCCUUUAGCCUCUAGCCCAUCUCAAACAACGGCGUCCGAGGUUGCCAUACCUGUCAAAACACCCACUCUUGGCUCCAAGUUGGCUGCCCAUUUCAGUCCUUCCCGAACACAUAAACUCACUUGGAGGCGUGACAUGACGCCUACUUCAGGUCCUUCUCAACUUGCCACCACCCGUCCCUCAUCCUCACUGUCAAGUCCUUCGGCGGCAUCAUUUGAUUCCAGAUCUUCUAUUCAUCGCUCUCCUACCCCUCAGCCAGGCCCAAAUUUUAUGGUCUGGCUAUCUCCCGACGAAGUUGAAGAAUACAAGGACCUGUUUACGUCGCCGCGAAGCCGGUUAGACCAGAAAUUACCAUCCCAUAAAUGCUCAAUGCGAAUGGCGCAGAAAUCUUCCAACACAGACGCCACACUGCCCGGUCCCAGCUCCACAUUCACAUGCGUGAAAUCUCCCAUCCAGACUUCCAUUCCAUAUCUGGGCACAGUCCCUUCCAUAAUCGUCAAUUCUACGUCUUCGCACCGCCAGUCGUUGAGGAACCUGAAACGAAGCCGACCCUCCAUCGCCCAGGUGCUGGAAAAGACACCCGCUACGGGGGAUGUCCUCGGAAAGCUCUGA